UUCAUUCUUUAGCCUACUAGAACGGCCUGAACUCCUGGAAGCGCAUGACCCCGCCACGAAUCUUCUCACAUAUAGCAUAGCUCGCCAAUACCGGGAAAAGAGAAGACACAACUUAUAUAAGCAACUCGCUACCAAUCAGAUUUUGUUUGGUGUCUUUUUCCACUGCAAAACUAGGCCUAUAUUUGACUCAACUGAACUUUCACAUCACUCUGUAGGCGCACGGUGACCGUGGUGCGUAAAAGGCCACUUCCAGCGGGUUUUGCUUCAUCGCGGGCUACGGUCUCUUUAUUUGAACACGCACCAGGCAGCUGGAAUGAUAUGACCAUUGGCCAUGUCAAUUUAGCAAAUUUAGACUAUUUUGUUUGUUGACAAAGUCUGAGAACAACGAAAUAUGUUUCCUCUGCCUAUGUUCACCCCGGAGCAAGUGGCUCGGGUGUGCGAGAACCUCGAGGAGACCGGCGACAUCGAGCGCCUUGGGCGGUUCUUAUGGUCCCUGCCUGCCGCUGUCCCUGGCUCCGCGGGGGAGGCUCUCAACCGCCACGAGUCAGUGAUGCGCGCCAGGGCGCUGGUUGCCUUCCACGGAGGAAACUUCGAGGCGCUUUACCAGAUCCUCCAGAGCCACCGCUUUACGCGAGAGUCUCACGCCAAGCUCCAAGAUCUGUGGCUAGAUGCGCACUACCGCGAGGCGGAGCGGCUCCGAGGCCGUGCCCUGGGACCCGUGGAGAAGUACCGCAUCCGCAAGAAGUUCCCACUGCCUCGCACCAUUUGGGACGGCGAGCAGAAGACGCACUGCUUUAAGGUGAGACACCAAGCUGAGAGAACUCGCAGCCUGCUCAGAGAGUGGUACCUCCAGGACCCGUACCCAAACCCGUCCAGGAAACGGCACCUGGCCCAGGCCACGGGACUCACGCCCACACAGGUCGGCAACUGGUUCAAGAACCGACGCCAGAGAGACAGGGCUGCAUCGGCAAAGAACAUACUGCAGCAGGACCCCACCCACCUGCCUUCCGGAAGCUCCCCUGAGGGUUCUGCCCAGGAGCAUCACGCCCACCACCCCCGCCUGCUGGCCGCCUCUCCGCGUCACCCGGGCAGCCCAGAGGCCAGCGACUGCAGCACGAGCACCGACCCCCGGGGCACUGGCACCUCCACCCCAGACCACUACGUUAGCAGCGACAGCGAGUUCGAAUCCUGAGGGUCGGGUCACUGACCACAGCAGGCGAGAGGCUCUCAUUGGUUAAUUAAAUCCUGAAGAGAGAGGCAGUCAUCAGCCAGGAAGGACCGACCCCACAGAUAUAUAGAGACAAUAGACACUGUAGAACUACUAUGUCUGUAGCUUGAGAUUGGACACUUGGACAGGAAGUUCUCUAUGAGAGACUUGAUAUGGACACUUGAUGUGGUUGCUAGUGGACGAAUGGGGAGGGGUGGGGAUUUGGUGAUUAGACCAUCUACAAACACAUGCACUUAAAAUGCACCAUCGCACAUGACUGUAAGGUAAACUGUUACUAAGUACCAUAUGACUGUGCAAAUGACUGCUAUAAAAACCCACUACAAUUCUCUGUUCUGUAGAUUUGGACUACAACGUGGGUAGAAAGCAGUCAGUCAGCAGCGAUAACAUAUUCUAGGACAGCAAUUCUCAGGCACGUUAUUUAUAGAAAGAAUAUAAACAUACAAAGUCGUAGAGUAAUUACUGAGCUUGAAUUAUAAUAUUAUAUGCUUUGAUACUUAAUGGUUUCAACUCAUCGGGGGUCUAUUUUUGAGUAGUCGAUCAUUGAGCGCUAGCUUUAAUCCCAUUUAUUAAUUAGCCCCUUACAAUAACCACUGCCUUCUGUAGGCUGUUGGUUUCCUACAUGAUCAGUCGUUGGUGGACGCAAAACUGCUUGAUUGGAUUGGACAGAUCUGCAUUUCUCUUCAUACACGUCACUGCCUUAAGAAGGAAGUAUAUUGGCAUCACAGCCUCAAUCUUCUAGUCUGGCUAACAUUAGGCACCGUUGCAGACCAUAACUGUCCCUAAAGCUAACACAGCCUAAAAAAAUGGUCUCUAGACAAUCUUGUAAUGCAUGGAUAUAGACAUUACACAUCACUAUACAUGGUGGUUUAAAUGUUUUCCUGUAUUAUGAUCAUGUGACUACUGUAUAACAAUGUUGAUGUGUAUCCAAAACAUCCUCAUUCUAACAUUAUCCAGUUCAAACCUGUUAUAUCCUUUUAGACUGUGGUUGGAGGCAUCAUUCAGUGUGGAAUCCUCUGUGCAGAUUUCACUAGAGAUGUCCUUGCAGGAAUUGCCUGUCAGAGCAAAACAAAAUAAGUGGGAUAAAAAUGAAAUGAAAGCAAGAUUGAUAAAGUGAAGCACAACUUGGUCUUAACUCAUUGAUGUGCCUAUAAACGUUUGAGGGCUGAAUGACCUGUUUAACAUGACCGUUUCAUCUUUAUAUAUUUUUAAUUUAACCAGGAAAAUCAGCUAAGAACGAAUUCUUAUUUACAAUGACGGCCUACCGGGGAACAGUAGGUUAACUGCCUUGUUCAGGGGCAGAACAACAGAUUUUUACCUUGUCCGCUCAGGGAUUCGAUCCAGCAACCACUCGGUUACUAGUCCAACGCUCUAACCCAGGAGUGGGAAAUUCCAGUCCCCGAGGACUUGAUUGGUGUCACAGUUUUGCACCAGCCCCAGCUAACACACCUGACUCAAAUAAUCACUUAAUCAUGAUCUUCAGUUUAGAACGCAAUUUGAUUCAUCAGCUGUGUUUACUAGGGAUGGAGAACAAGUGUGACACCAAUCAAGCCCUCGAGGACUGGAGUUGCCCACCCCUGGUCUAACCACUAGGCUACCUGCCACCCCAUAUGGGCCUACCCAUAUAAAUAUCACCAUACAAUACAUUGUCAUGGGAUUCAUUCAUAGAAAAAUAAGUAUUUUGUAAAAAUGUGUCUGAUGUAUGCAUUUGGAAUAAAUGAAAGUAUUUUUAUCCAAA
Molecule: messenger RNA, 2963 nt
Organism: Oncorhynchus gorbuscha (pink salmon)
Lineage: Eukaryota; Metazoa; Chordata; Actinopteri; Salmoniformes; Salmonidae
Product: homeobox protein SIX6-like
Exons: 3
Coding region: 392-1192 (266 amino acids)
Biological process (GO): regulation of transcription by RNA polymerase II; eye development
Cellular component (GO): transcription regulator complex; nucleus
Molecular function (GO): RNA polymerase II cis-regulatory region sequence-specific DNA binding; DNA-binding transcription factor activity, RNA polymerase II-specific
Source: RefSeq, a predicted model, not a curated record